Messenger RNA from Dichomitus squalens LYAD-421 SS1, 1796 nucleotides. Its product is annotated as Metallo-dependent hydrolase. Lineage: Eukaryota; Fungi; Basidiomycota; Agaricomycetes; Polyporales; Polyporaceae. The coding region runs from base 438 to 1796 and encodes 452 amino acids. Gene Ontology annotation, molecular function: hydrolase activity, acting on carbon-nitrogen (but not peptide) bonds. The record is from RefSeq and is a predicted model, not a curated record. The transcript has 4 exons.
AAAGUACAGAGCCUUCAAUUUGGGACAGCCCCGGGACAGAAUCAAGCUGUCCAUCGCUGACAAAGACAAAUGUACAGGCUGUUAAGUGCUAUCUGCGAGCCGUGGGACAAUUGCCAUUGGUCAGCUUAACCACUGUCUCUCUCUGCUGAGGAGAGAGACCGAGAACAUCGCUGUUCACCGAAACCCGGCCAUGAUUCUGCCUCCAUACCGCCCCUUUCAACGGACGGGAUGUAUGCCGUGGACGAGAAGACAUCGACAUCGCCGCGACUAAGCUGACACGUCGCAGGCUAUAUGCUAGACGACGAUGUCGUGACCUCACUUGUCCCUCUAUUGAGCCUGUGGGCUAGCCAGCCCACGAAUAUAUAAAGCUGGGUGGAGUCCUCAUCCCUACUACCCUCACAUACUUCUACAACCGAUUUUCACUCUACAAAAGCACCAUGGCCAAGUACCUGCUCAAAGGCGGAACUGUAGCGACCUUCGUCCAAGCCACCAACAAACCUCGCGCCCACAAAGCCGACGUCCUCAUCGAGGGCGACACCAUCGUUCGGAUCGAGAAGAACAUCGACGACGAACCUGGCGUGGAGGUGAUCGACUGCAAAGGCAGGUGGAUCACCCCUGGCUUCGUCGACACCCACAAGACCGUCCAAGGGACGAUCACUCCCGAGGAAGUCGCAAUCGGCCAGCUCGCAGGCUGUCUGGACGCGCUCAACAACGGCACCACGACCAUGCUCGACCACUUCCACGCCGCGCACACGCCUGCGCACGCGGAAGCCUCGCUCAAGGCAACGAUCGAGUCCGGGGCCCGCGUCGUGUGGGCGCCCGAUCACCUGAGUUCCAACACGCAGCUCUUCCCGACGCUCGAGUUCGCGAAGGAUACCGAGACGCUGCAGUGGCAGCGUGCCAAGCUCACGGAGUGGGGCGCGAACGGCGGGAGGCUCAGUCCCGACGGCCGCGUUCUGCUCGGGUUGGCCUACGACCGCCUUGGGAACGGGAAGGAGCACGUCGUCCCGCACGAGGAGCUGCUGGCGGAGGCGAGGGCCAUACCCGCGCAGACGAUCACUGCGCACAUCCACAGCGCCGAGCAGGUCCUUCUGUGGCGCGAUCCGGGCCUCCUUGGGCCCGACGUCCUCUUCUCCCACUGCUGCGGCCUCGCAGGGCACACGCCGCUUGACGAGGAGGCGUGGAGGGCGCUGAAGGACAGCGGAGCGGCGAUCGGGGCGACGCCCGAAGACGAGAUCGGGAUGGCGCUAGGGCACGGUCUUGUCGUGUUCGACGCGGUCGAGAGGGGCGUGAAGGUCGGGAUUGGUGCGGACACGGCGUCGAUCAACGGUGGGGACAUGUUCACCGCGAUGCGCUUUGUGCUGCAGGAUGCCCGCCACAAGGAGCAGCAUCGCAUCCGCGCUGCCAAGGAGGCCUUGCCCUUCAAAUACAAGUACAACAGUGUCGACGCCUUCCGCCUGGCCACGCUAGGCGGCGCGGAGGCACUGGGCCUCGCGAACAUCAUCGGCACUGUCGAAGUCGGCAAGAAAGCGGACUUGCUCAUCUUCGACGCGAACUCGGUCAACCUCGCUGGCGCCGACGACCCAUUCUCUGGCAUUGUCUUCCUCGCCGCGAGUGAAGACACCGAGUUCGUGUUGGUUGCUGGUGAAGUCGUUAAGAAGAACCACAAACUGGUCAGAGAGUGGGCGCCGGUAGCGAGGGAGUUGCAAAAGAGGGCAGAGGACAUCCGGCAGCGCUGGCCCGCAGAAGUAUUGGAAGGGGCUUGGAAGAAGUGGUAUGAUGCCAACAUGAACUGA